This is a messenger RNA of Trichomycterus rosablanca, 1491 nucleotides long. It is a transcript of the gene kcnj12b, whose product is annotated as potassium inwardly rectifying channel subfamily J member 12b. The coding region runs from base 1 to 1269 and encodes 422 amino acids. Gene Ontology annotation, cellular component: plasma membrane. Gene Ontology annotation, biological process: regulation of monoatomic ion transmembrane transport; potassium ion import across plasma membrane. Lineage: Eukaryota; Metazoa; Chordata; Actinopteri; Siluriformes; Trichomycteridae. Gene Ontology annotation, molecular function: inward rectifier potassium channel activity. The record is from RefSeq and is a predicted model, not a curated record. The transcript has a single exon.
AUGAGUGUGGAAAGGUCCGACCGCUACAACUCUGUGUCAUUAUUAGAGGAGGAUCGUCGCCACGCCAAGAUGCCGGCUCUCGGCAACGGCUUCGGAAGUACCAAGAUCCAAACCCGGCGAAAGCCACACCUACGCUUCGUCAACAAAACGGGUCAGUGCAACGUCAGCUUCGCGCACAUGGAGGAGCAGUCGCAGCGCUACCUGGCUGACAUCUUCACCACCUGCGUGGACGUCCGUUGGCGCUGGAUGUUCUUCCUCUUCUCCCUGGCUUUCGUCAUGUCCUGGCUGGCGUUCGGUUUCAUCUUCUGGGUGAUCGCGCUCAUACACGGCGACUUCGAUCAGAACACGGACGAGGACUUCACGCCGUGCAUCAUGCAGGUCAACACCUUCGUGGCCGCCUUCCUGUUCUCGGUCGAGACCCAGACCACGAUCGGGUACGGCUUCCGCUGCGUGACGGAAGAGUGCCCGUUGGCGGUGGCCAUGGUCGUCAUGCAGUCCAUACUGAGCUGCAUCAUCGACGCUUUCAUGAUCGGCGCCAUCAUGGCCAAAAUGGCAAGACCCAAGAAGCGCGCGCAGACCUUGCUGUUCUCGCACAACGCCGUGAUCGCCAUGCGGGAUGGGAAGAUGUGCUUGAUGUGGCGCGUGGGAAACUUGCGCAAGAGUCACAUCGUCGAGGCUCACGUGCGGGCGCAGCUCAUCAAGCCGCGGGUGACGGAAGAAGGCGAGUUCAUCCCUUUCGAUCAGAUCGACAUCAACGUAGGGUAUGACAACGGCACCGAUCGCAUCUUCCUCGUCUCCCCUUUGACCAUCAUCCACGAGAUAAACGACGAGAGUCCACUGUAUGGAAUCAGCAAGCAGGACCUGGACAACUCUGACUUUGAGAUCGUGGUCAUCUUAGAGGGCAUGGUGGAAGCCACGGCCAUGACGGCUCAAGUCCGGAGCUCCUACCUGGCCAGCGAGAUCUUAUGGGGUCACCGCUUUGAGCCAGUCAUGUUCGAGGAGAAGAACCACUACAAGGUGGACUUUACACACUUUCACAAGACCUACGAGGUGCCCUCAACACCACGCUGCAGUGCCAAAGACAUCGAGGAGAGCAAGUCUUUGCACUCCAGUGCCAAUUUCUGUUAUGAGAACGAGCUGGCGCUCCUCAGCAAGGACGAAGAAGAAGAAGAGGAAGACAGAAGAGGAAACUUGGUCGCUGAGCUAGAAACUGUAUCACCCAUCCGGAACUCUGACCAGAGGUUGCACCAUAAAGAGUCCCAGCUGUAAUCCUGGACAUUCACCACUGGAGUCUUCGAUGUAGAUCCAGCGGUUUUCCUUUAGUUUCGGCUUUGCCCGGAUGAUGAAGAGUAAAGCAAGUGCCAAUUUGUAUCUUCGGACCUGCUAAGCUAGUGCCACGGCGUAGUCGAGGGCAGGCAAGUUCAUGACUGUCGCAACUGGAAGGCCUUCCUGUAGAAAAACUUGAAAUAGAAAUACCUGUUUCAUACUGUA